Molecule: messenger RNA, 1276 nt
Organism: Argiope bruennichi
Lineage: Eukaryota; Metazoa; Arthropoda; Arachnida; Araneae; Araneidae
Gene: Cdk1
Product: cyclin-dependent kinase 1-like
Exons: 7
Coding region: 149-1057 (302 amino acids)
Biological process (GO): G2/M transition of mitotic cell cycle; protein phosphorylation; mitotic G2 DNA damage checkpoint signaling
Cellular component (GO): nucleus
Molecular function (GO): RNA polymerase II CTD heptapeptide repeat kinase activity; ATP binding; cyclin-dependent protein serine/threonine kinase activity
Source: RefSeq, a predicted model, not a curated record
AUCAAAAUGAGCGCGCUCCGUUUUUGAACGUUGAAUUUGGUUGUAUGUAAUUUUUUUUACCGGUAACAUUUGUUUUUCGUAGAGAUAAGCCAUCUCUGCGAUUUAUUUAUAAUUGAUUAGAGCAUUAACAUCUUUUCUGUAUCACAACAUGGAGGAUUAUAUAAAAGUUGAAAAAAUUGGAGAGGGUACAUAUGGAGUUGUUUACAAAGGAAAACACAAAAAGACUGGUCGGAUUGUUGCACUGAAGAAAAUAAGAAUAGAAAAUGAAGAUGAAGGAGUGCCUUCAACUGCUCUCAGAGAAAUAUCUUCAUUAAAGGAACUGAAACAUCCUAAUAUUGUUGGACUUCUAGAAGUGGUGAUGCAGGAAAGCAGAUUAUAUCUUGUGUUCGAGUUUUUGUCUAUGGAUUUAAAGAAGUAUCUUGAUAGCAUACCUGAUGGGCAGUUUAUGGAAAGACCACUUGUUAAGAGUUAUCUUUAUCAGAUAUUAGAUGGCAUCUUGUAUUGUCAUCGACGAAGAAUCAUACACAGGGACUUAAAGCCUCAAAAUCUUUUGAUUGAUCAACAAGGAGCCAUUAAAAUUGCAGAUUUUGGUCUUGCCCGAGCUUUUGGAGUUCCAGUGCGUGUUUACACUCAUGAAGUUGUCACUUUAUGGUACAGAGCACCAGAAGUGCUUCUCGGUUCACCACGGUACUCUACACCAAUUGAUAUUUGGAGUAUUGGUUGUAUAUUUGCUGAGAUGGCGAAUAAAGCGCCCUUGUUCCGUGGAGAUUCUGAAAUUGAUCAACUAUACAGAAUAUUCAGGACUUUAGGAACACCUAAUGAUGAUAUUUGGCCUGGCGUAACUGAACUCCCAGAUUAUAAAACAACAUUCCCAAACUGGAGACAAAAUUCCUUAGCUGUGCUCUCUACUAGACUAGGAACUGAUGGCCAUAGUUUGCUAGCAGAUAUGUUGAUCUACAAUCCCGGUAAGCGAAUAAGUGCCUUGGAUGCAUUGAAACACCCAUAUUUUGAUGAUUUUGAUAAAAAUUCUCUUCCAACUAUAAUCAACAAUGCUUGAUAUUCAAGAUUGUGUAGAAUAGAAGAUUGGGAAUGCAAGAAAAUUUUCUUUCUUCAUCUCAGCACCUGUAUAUUUUUGUAUUUUUUAUACUCUUUUGUACUGCUUAGAGACCCGAGGUCUGUCUUGUGAAAUUAGGUAAAUCAGCAUGUGGUACUGUCUUUGAACACCCAUUUUGUAAAUUUAGUUUUAAUAAAUAUUUUAUAUCUUUUAUAACAAUUA